AUGUCAGUAAGGACACAUGAAUUUCAAAAAGAAGGGAUGAAAUUCAUGGACGAUAACUUGACUGUUCUUCCGGUAUUUCUAUAUCCUGAGGAAUUGAAGAGCGCUGAUUCAACUGGUUCUUCCACUCAAAAGCCUGAAACUGGUACAAAACGCGAGAGGGAUUCAGAUUUGCAGAGUGAUGAAAUUGAUUCGGCAUUAAUAUACAAAAAGGAAAUUUUAUCAUUGAUGUUCAAUCAAAGUCAAAGAUCAGAUGAUCCUAAAUCAUCCAAUAAGAAAAAAUCUAGAAUUGAUGAAGAUCUUGAUAUAGCUAUGAAUAUUCCUGAUGAAACUCAAUCAGCGGGGAGUUCAAAUAAUGAAGAUUCAUUACGUGAUCGUAGAAGGGAAAUAUUUCCAAAAAGAUUGCCAAAAUCUCAACCUUCAUCAGCAUCUAUAGCUUAUAUUUGUAAAGGACCUGAUUACAAAGGAAAAUUUGAUCCAAUGGCCGCAAAAGCUUUAGGAUUGAGUCCUGGACGACAAUAUUCUGAAUUAGUGAAAGGAAAUUCCGUUAUGGCUCCAGACGGAACAACUGUUCAUCCUCAUCAAGUUCUUGGACCAUCGCGACCUGGCUUGUUUUUUAUGAUUGUGGAUAUUCCUUCCACUUCUUAUAUUACUUCCGUUUGCGAUUCGCCUGAAUUUUCUACAUAUCAGACAAGUAAUAAGGACUUACAACCUCGGGUUAUAGUACAUAUGAUUGGUAAUGAUGUGCUGGAAGAUCAGAGGUAUCAGGAAUGGAUGAAAAAGUUUGGGCCAGAAACUGAGCAUGUAAUUGCAAAUGAGCAAUAUUGUCCUCAAAGAAUUAUUUAUCACAGUUCUGCGCUUAGCCAAUUGAAAUUAUCAAAGAUUGACGAAAAAAUUUUUCGCGUCCCGUAUUAUUCCAAUAUACCCGCCAAGGAGUUAAAAUCAUUGAGCAAUAUUCCAAAGAAGACAUCAUUUGCUGUUCCAAUGAUGAUGUAUCAAACAGAGCCGAGUUUUAAGAUCGACACGUCGCAGAUAGAACCUCCAUUUGAUCAUAAGAAUCCUGAUUCAGAAGCUGUAAAAUCUUUGAAUGGAUUAAAUGAUUAUUUAAAUGUCGUGAAAGAAGUUAAAAGUGAUGUUAUAAAUUCACAAUCAGAAGCAAAAGAUAUUCCUGGAAGUGAUAUUUCCGUGACAACGCUUGGGACAGGAUCAACUUUGCCUUCAAAAUAUCGAAAUGUAAGUGCAAGUUUGAUUACCAUUCCGAAUAAUGGAUUUAUUCUUCUCGACGUUGGGGAGGGAACAUUUGGAUCAAUGUUGCGACAUUUCGGUCCAUAUGGUCAUCCUCAUGGUGAUGGCCAGAUAAGUUUAGAGAAUUGUAUAAGUAAUUUGAAAUGCAUUUUUAUAUCGCAUAUGCAUGCAGAUCACCACCUUGGAAUAAUUAGAGUCUUGAGUAAAUGGAAUCAGUUACAUCUGGGUGAGAAAAAUGCAGCAAUUUUUGUACUUGGACCUACCAGAUUAUGGAAAUGGCUUCAGGAAUAUAGUGAUGUUGAAAAUUUUGGAAUCAGUAAAAUUAAAUUCAUAAAUAAUAAAGAUCUAUUAUUUUCGAAACAAAGAGGAACAAACUUUGGCUUAAAUAGCCUACAAGACUUAAAGAAUUGUAUGGGAAUUAGUAAAGUUGAAACAGUUGCUGCAAUUCAUUGUCCCAGUUCUUUUGGAAUAAGUCUCGCACAUCGUGAUGGCUGGAAAAUUGUUUAUUCCGGCGAUACGCGACCUUGUGAUGAUCUCGUACGCGUUGGUAAGGAUGCAACACUUUUAAUUCAUGAGGCUACCUUUGAAAAUGAUUUGAUUGAGGAAGCCUUAAAUAAGCAGCAUAGUACAACUGAGGAAGCUGUUUCAAUAGGAAGAAGGAUGAAUGCGCAUGCUUUGCUACUAACUCAUUUUAGUCAAAGGUAUCCCAAAGUUCCUGUAUUUACAGAUGAUCACGGUAUAGUAGGAAUUAGUUUUGAUUUAAUGGAGGUGAAUAUUGGAGAGUUUUACAAACUUCCAAAAUUUGUUAAUGCAUUAAAAGUAUUGUAUUCGGAUGGAAGUGAGGAAGCUAAUGAGGAAAGUGAUAAUGAAGUUUAA
Molecule: messenger RNA, 2118 nt
Organism: Funneliformis geosporum
Lineage: Eukaryota; Fungi; Glomeromycota; Glomeromycetes; Glomerales; Glomeraceae
Source: the annotation of a GenBank genome assembly